Penicillium diatomitis is the source of this 279-nucleotide messenger RNA. RefSeq names its product NADH dehydrogenase [ubiquinone] 1 beta subcomplex subunit 7. The transcript is spliced from 3 exons. The record is from RefSeq and is a predicted model, not a curated record. NCBI's taxonomy places the organism in Eukaryota, Fungi, Ascomycota, Eurotiomycetes, Eurotiales, Aspergillaceae. Bases 1 to 279 code for a protein of 92 amino acids. Gene Ontology annotation, cellular component: mitochondrion.
AUGACUGUCACUGAGUCUGUCAAGAACCUUGUUGGUCUUGGGGAAGCUUCAGCGACUCGCAAAGAGAUGUCAGAGGCUCGUUUGCCUAUGCAGUACCGCGACUCUUGCGCUCAUCUUCUCAUUCCUCUCAACCGCUGCCGGCAAGCUGAGUACUAUCUACCGUGGAAAUGCGAGACCGAACGUCACUCAUACGAAAAGUGCCAAUAUGACGAGUUCAAGAAGCGCGUGGCGAAGAUGGACGAACUCCGUGCCGCUAAAGACGGCGCCCGCAGCAACUAA